This is a messenger RNA of Saprolegnia parasitica CBS 223.65, 1674 nucleotides long. RefSeq lists its product as hypothetical. Gene Ontology annotation, molecular function: protein binding. Lineage: Eukaryota; Oomycota; Saprolegniomycetes; Saprolegniales; Saprolegniaceae. The coding region runs from base 1 to 1674 and encodes 557 amino acids. The transcript is spliced from 4 exons. The record is from RefSeq and is a predicted model, not a curated record.
AUGCAAGCCGCGUGCCAGGACGGCGUCGCGUGGUGGCGGGCGACCAUCGGCGAUGCGCCGAAAGUGCCAACGGACCACGUCCUCGACCACCUCCUCGAGUGCAUUGACGUGUCUCUGCCGUCGGCCAUGUCGCCGCAAGAGAUGCGAAUCUACCUGCGCGUCUGCCUCGAGAUGCGGCCAACGCUGACGCUGCGCGACUGGGAGCACUUUCUUGUUCGGUUUGGGCCCUUCCGGUCGUGCAUCACCAAGUCCGUGACGUGCUUCCAGAGCCGGUACCACGACGGCAUUGCGCCCUGGUUCCACGGCGUCCUCUCGCGCGCCGAUGCCGAGGCCAUCCUCCGGGGUGGCGACGACGGCUCGUUCCUUGUCCGCUUCAGCGAGACGCAGCCCGAAAAGUUUACCCUCGCGUACGUCAAGGUACACUCGGCGCCACCGUACACCGGGAAGCGCGAGAUCAAGAACGUCUUGCUCAUCCACGACCCGACGCGCGGCUACGGGCCGCUCGAUGGCGGCAUGGGCCGCUUGUUCGAGUCGAUUGCAGCCUUCAUCGACAGCAGCGCGGGUCGCCUGCGCGUCUCGUACCCGUCCAAGCUCUCGUCGCAGAUCAACGACGAGCUCAAGGCCGCCCGCAAGACGGGCUCCCUCGACUUUGGCCAGCUCUCGCUCCACGACAGAAACGGCUACGCCUCGUUCAGCACCGAAGACGUUGGUGACCGCGUACCGCCUCCCGGAUGCUUGUUUUCGUCGCGGCCCAAUCCGAUCGUCGCGGCGAGCAGCGACUAUGGCCUACUCGAGCCACCGGUGCGAGUGUCCGUGGCCGACAACGACUACGGCGCCUUCAAGUCUGUCACCGCGACUGACGACAACUACGGGUCGUUUAGUCGGUUGGCUGACGGCUACGGCACCCUCGGCCGCGACGACAUCAAGUCGUCGUACGGGCAGUUCAACUACAUUGAAACGCAGCUCACGCCACCAAAUCGUCUCCCUGCAUCGUCCUCGUAUGGACGGUUUGAUGCUGCAUCCGAGCCCGAAACAAGUGCCUACGGGCAUUUCUCUGCCGCCGCGCCCCCGCAGAGCGCCUAUGGCCGCUUCACUGACGUGGGAAACUCUCCGGUGGCAACGCCACAUCCGGCACCGGCGAUCUACGGACAGUUUGCCUCGUUGCCGCCGCAAACGAGCGCUGUCGAGCCAGCAAAUACGUAUGGGCAGUUUGGUGACGUGGCUUCAGCGCCGGUGCAGUGCACCGAGGCACAGGCGAUCGCUCAGCUCGAGAUGGGCAUGACGCUCUACAAGCAGGCGAAUCUCCACGAAGCGAUCGAGUACUUUCUGCGCGCCGAGUUCUUUGCCAAAAACGCAGGCGCGACGCACGUCGAGGCGCGGGCGCUCGGGAAUCUCGGCACCGUGCACUUGGAUCGGAAGCAGCCGACGCAGGCCGUGCUCUACUACGAAAAGUGUCUUGCGCUGACGCGGCAGGUCGGCGACGGGAAGCGCGAGAAGACGAUUCUUAACAACCUCGUGCUCGCGUGCAUGGCCGCCGCCGACUACGCCAUGGCGCUGCGGUACUCGCACGACCAGCUCCGCGUGACGGCGAAUGCCGUCAACCGCCAGAAGAUCGCGACGCGCAUCGCGUCCCUCGAAGAGCGCGUCCAGCAGCAGGCGUCACUGGCAUCCUAA